AUGGACUGUCAUACCCAAGCUCUACAAUCAAAUAUCGGUCAACAUACGGACGGAAGAGAGUUCAAUACUGGCCGCCGCUACCUCGAAAGACCAAAAGAAAGACCCAAGACAAGCGACCGGGUACUGAACCUGUACGAAGAUAAAGAGUAUGACGGGUCGUUCGACAACAAGCCGAUGCAUCUGUACGAUAUCAACUUUAUCCACCCAUUUCAAUUCUUGGAGACUGAUCAGGUUCGGUUAGAACCGUUUGUGCCCGUAAAGCACAUAGACGGGUUUCUCGCUCUCCCGGAUUCUUCUUGGAAUGUCAUGGGCGACCUUGGCCCAUAUAACCGGCAGACGGCGUUGGAAGAUAUCGAAGCGUUCAGAUCAGAUCCGCAAUGUCUACUUUUAGCCAUCAUGGAUAAACAAAGAGAAAAUGCUGAAAUGGAUGCGUUUGCAGGGGUCUACGGACUGAUAGAAGUCAGUGAAUACAUGGAUGCCGUAUUCGGCGUGAUUAACGUCCACCCUAGAUAUCAGAGGACUCAUGUCAAUAGCCACUGCAUGUCUCUCGUUCUGUCCUAUCUCUUCGACACUCUCCGACUCAUCCGUGUCCAGUACGAUGCUGUCAUCUUCAACGUUCAGUCGAUCAAAUCGGCCGGGCGUUUUGGGUUUAAAGAAGAGGGUAUUGCGAGAAAUUACAACGGACUAGUUCCUGCUUCGAAGAAGAGAAAAGGAGAGGAGAAAAGACAAAGUCAGGAUAUGUGGUUGGGUUCUAUGACAGAUUACGAGUGGGACACUGAAGGUAGAAAUAGGUUGAAGGAGAUGUUGAAAAGAACGCCCGUGGACACGACGUCUCUGGAGUAG
Molecule: messenger RNA, 843 nt
Organism: Cryptococcus amylolentus CBS 6039
Lineage: Eukaryota; Fungi; Basidiomycota; Tremellomycetes; Tremellales; Cryptococcaceae
Exons: 3
Coding region: 1-843 (280 amino acids)
Molecular function (GO): protein N-terminal-serine acetyltransferase activity; protein-N-terminal-alanine acetyltransferase activity
Source: RefSeq, a predicted model, not a curated record